UAGGAACUGGACCCUGAUAUAUAGUAGGUCCCGCAACGUGGGGCAGAUCCUGCGGGUUUCUUGCGGUUCUCACAGAUUGCAGAUUUGUCAAAGGAUGGCUCGAUCAGUUUGUUGGUCAACGACUCGAGGGCGGAGCCGUGAUCGAACCUGCAACACGUCACGAAAGCACUCGGAUACGAUCUGUUGAUGACGGAUGAUCUCGCUAUCGAGAAUUAUCUCCCAUACCAUGCAGAAACUAUGAAGGUGAUGGGUGGAACUUUACCGGGCGGAAGGCCCUCGUCGUCCCCAUGUCCAAUUGGCCGAGCGAGUGGCUGACGAAGAGCCACCCACCUACCAUAACAAACCGUACUUACAACUAGUCAAAGUGAUGCGUGGCGCUGGCCUAGAGUGGUUGCAAGAGCAUCCAGAAGAUAGCUAACGGCGAUAACUAGCGGUACUGUCGACCAAUCUGAUAAGAUAUUAAUAUCGGCUCCGAAUUAGUAUCCCGAACAAACUUGUUCUCAACGUUAUUCCAAUACGUUACUCAGACCACAACCUGAAGCGUAUGAGAUGUCGCCGGGGUCCUCGAAUGCAGUCUCGAUACCACCGACCCACGACUACACCGAGGGAGCGUCCGCGAUAGACAUCGACGUAGCCGUGGCCAACAACCGCAGGUCCCGUCGCGAGUCUCAAUACAGCGCGUUCCACGACGAAGACGGGGAUGGAUCUAUGUUCAGGUACUCUUUGGCUGUCCGCUUCAUAUUCGCUAGCUUUAAUCAUAUAUUGUUCUUCCAAGCGGCCCAGGUCAUGCCGUGAAUCCGAGUAGCGUAUCUCGGAUGUCGCACGUCGCUCCGGGACGCAGGAGCACAAGUUGGUCUCGCACACGACGGAGGAGUAUGGAUUCGACUUCAAGGAAGAUGGGUCGCAGGUCAAGCAUCGACAGUCGCGUGUCGGGAGACGAUAACGGUUCGGACGUUGAACGGGAAGAAGGCAACGAAGAUUCGUCAUCUCAUCAAGACCACGCCAAACGGGCCCAAAUUCAUCCUACCAGUCGACCCAGCGUUCUGGGCAAUCUUGCCGGUCUUUUCUCGCGUGCGACACCGACGGAUCCUUCGUCACCACGGCAUAGACCAUCGUUGGGCUCUCUUGGCCGACAAUCAAACUCGAGACGCAGCCGACACUCAGAUGCGGGUUCUGAGCAUGCUUUAGAUACAGACGACGAGGAUGUCGAGGAGCGAUGGGGAUACUCCUCUGGAGAGGAAGGCUUCUCGUCAGACGAAUCUGGGUCCGGGCGGUCUAUGCGGACGACCAUAUCGGUCCCUGAGAGCAUGGACUAUCUAGACUCUGCGCCGCCGUCUCCAAACCUCUCGCAGGGCUUGCCGCUGCUCGCUUCGGACCAGAUUUUUGGUGGCGAGGCGCGCAUUGAUAUGGAUAUGGCGUUUGCGCUUCUGGACGAGCCGCCGCCUGGUCCGCCCAGCCGGCAGACGAUAUACAUCGCUGACGAGGACAACACAAUACGUGUCAUUGGCUACGAGACGAUUCAGUGGCGGCAAUGGCUCUGGCGCUCGAGCACGGUCUUGACUCUCGGUGCGCUUGGACUAUUGGGACAUUGGUUCCCCCAGCUAUGGCUGAGAUGGGUUGCUCGAGAAAAGGCGUUCACGGAGGCAAAAGAUGGGUUUGUCGUCAUUGAGUCUGCGCACCGGGACAUCACGAUGUAUCCUCUCCAAAUUCUCGACUAUCCGUACUCUGCCUCCACUGUCUUCUCUGAGCCCACUUCACCAGGACAAUCAGAUCGACUAUCUUCUCUGGCAGUAAUUGACUAUCGAUAUUCGCGGUUCGCGCUAGAUCCCAGGACCGGUCUCUUUGCGAUGAUACGGGACUGGAGGGACUCCUCGUGGACCGGGACUUCGCUUGUCCAGAGCGGGAUCGACACACCUGCCCGACAACAGCGACUGACUCUGUUCGGGAAGAACGAGAUAGAUAUUCAGGCGAAAUCGACAAUAUCUCUGUUGGUGGAUGAGAUCAUACACCCGUUCUAUGUUUUUCAGAUCGCGAGCAUCGUCCUCUGGUCGAUGGACAACUACUAUUACUAUGCGUUCUGCAUCUUCCUCAUCUCGAUCAUCAGCAUCACUACGACCUUGCUGGACACAAAAAAGACGAUUUCGCGAAUGAGCGAGAUGUCACGAUUCUCCUGCGAUGUAGACGUCCGGGUGGACGGCCUCUGGACCACCCGGGACUCGAGCGAGUUGGUACCCGGAGACGUCAUCAACCUGUCGAGUUCACAGAUGUCUCUCAUUCCAGCGGAUCUGUUCCUUCUUUCCGGGGAUGCAAUUGUCAAUGAGAGUAUGCUGACUGGGGAGAGUGUUCCAGUCAGCAAGGUGCCCGUCAAAGACGAGGACCUGCUCCGGUGGCUGGACGUCAAGGAAGAAACGGCCAAAAGCUUCUUGUACGCUGGCACUAGGGUUGUCAGGAUCCGGGGUACGUUUUCUGCCGAUGGCAGUUUGUCUCAAUCGGCCUUGGGACUGGUUGCUAGAACGGGGUUUUCUACCACCAAGGGUGCGCUCAUCCGAAGCAUGCUCUAUCCAAAGCCUAUCGGGUUCAAAUUCUAUCGGGACUCGGUUCGGUUUAUUUUGGCUCUCACUUGCAUUGCCGGUAUCGGGUUCUGUUUCAGUGCUGUGCAAUUUGUCCACUUGGGGAUUGGAUGGCUCACUAUCCUAUUCCGGGCCCUGGAUCUCGUGACGACCGUGGUUCCACCCGCGCUUCCGGCAACCCUAUCCAUCGGCACAAGCUUUGCCAUCGGCCGAUUACGCAAGCUGGGCAUCUUUUGCAUAUCACCUAGCCGGGUGAACGUCGGUGGCAAGGUCAAUGUAUGUUGUUUCGACAAGACAGGCACUUUGACUGAGGACGGUCUCGACAUCCUCGGUGCCCGGGCGUUGGACCGCAGCGGGCAGCAGUUUGGAGAGCUGCUUGAAGAUGUCCAUGACCUGCCGCUCGGAAAAGACCGGGCGACGUUCCUCCACGCCAUGGCAACAUGUCACUCGCUCAAGAUGGUGGAUGGUCACGUAAUCGGCGAUCCGCUAGACGUCAAGAUGUUUGAUUUUACGAGAUGGACUCUCGAGGAAGGUCGUGUCGCGGGCACGGGCGUCAUCAAAGGCAAAGCCGGCGUUGUGCUGGAACAAACCGCCCUUGUACAGACGGUGGUCAGACCUCCAGGGAGUGCCCAGUUCAAGCUCGAGGAUGCGCUCAAGGGCUCGACCAAGCGUGCUCACUUCUUGGAACUCGGCGUGAUCCGCACUUUUGAUUUCGUCUCUGCGCUGCGGAGGAUGAGUGUCGUUGUGAAACGACUGAAAAGUUCGAGCAUGGAGAUCUAUGUCAAGGGCGCACCCGAGGUGAUGGCUGAUAUCUGUGAUCGCGAUUCAUUCCCCGACGACUAUGAAGAUCUACUGUCGUACUACACAAAGCGAGGAUAUCGUGUGAUCGCGAUUGCCGGGAAAAGCAUUGACGGACUGACCUGGCUGAAAGCGCAACGCAUGAAGCGAGAGCAAGCUGAAUCGGGACUGCGAUUUCUGGGGCUGAUCAUCUUCGAGAACAAGCUCAAGCCGGGGACCACACCAGCCAUCACUGCUCUGCGCUCUGCACAUCUUCCCUGUCGGAUGAUCACUGGUGACAACCCACUCACCGCUGUCAGCGUUGCUCGAGAGUGCACCUUGAUCCACCCCGCCGCGCACGUGUUUUCGCCGUCGUUCAUCAGGGGGUCCGACAGCACUGCCAAUUCCAGUAUCGAGUGGACGUGCAUGGAUGAGUUAUCGUGGAAACUAGAUCCUUUCACUCUGAAACCGAUGACUCCUCCGCACCAUACUGUCGAUCCCGAAAUGCUAGAGUAUCACGACUAUUCUCUCGUCAUCACUGGCGACGUUUUCCGCUGGUUCAUCAACUAUGCUCCGCUCGAGACCUUGCAUCGUAUGUUGGUCAAGACACAGAUCUUUGCUAGAAUGUCACCCGAUGAGAAGAACGAAGUCGUUGAGCGACUGCAAAGCUUGGGGUAUACUGUGCUCAUGUGUGGCGAUGGAGCGAAUGACUGUGCUGCACUCAAAGCUGCCGAUGUUGGCAUCUCGCUUUCAGAGGCCGAGGCCAGCGUCGCUGCACCAUUCACAGCCAGUACUCCCGACAUAGGAUGUGUGCUCGAGGUCAUCAAGGAAGGCCGAGCAUCCCUUGUCACCAGUUUCAGCUGCUUCAAGUACAUGGCUCUGUACUCGAUGAUCCAGUUCACCUCUGUCACUCUGCUGUACUCUUUUGCCUCCUCGCUGGGCGAUUUCCAGUUUUUGUAUAUCGAUCUGUUCAUCAUUAUUCCCGUGGCUGUCACGAUGGCUCGCACGCUACCGUAUCCGAGAAUUCACACCACACGACCCACGGCGAGUUUGGUUUCCAAAAAGGUUCUGGCGAGUCUGGUUGGUCAGAUCCUCAUUACAAGUGGUGUUCAGCUGUGGGGUUAUGUUUGGGUUAGACAACAGCCUUGGUACACCCCACCGCCACUGCCAUCAGAUCCGGCCAGCGGUCAUCAGCUGGAAUCGACCAACUUCGAAAAUACGACGCUCUUUCUGUUGUCCAGUUUCCAGUAUGUGCUGGUCGCUGCCGUAUUCAGCAUCGGGCCUCCGUAUCGGAAAUCAAUGUGGACGAAUGGUGAGUAAUUUCCUGAUCGGAGUUGGUUGCGCUCAACAGUUGCUCUCCAGGGUGGUUGAUGGCCUCGACCGGACUGCUGACGGGCAUAAAUGUUCUCGUCCUGUGGUCGCCGCCAGAAAUCGCAACAAGUCUCCUGACACUGAUGCCCCUUCCGUCGGAUGCUCGGAUCGUGUUGCUUGUCGGCGCGAUCGUGAAUGCGGUGCUGUGUUUGGCAUUUGAGGCAUGGGGUGCUGGUCUCCUGGCGUCGAUGGCAGGGCGAAUUUCACGAGUCUUGCAGCGGUGGAGUCGGGUCCGACGCAACGGAGGGAAAUUGUACAAGGCCGUAGAAGGUGGCAUGGGUCUAGAACCAGCGACCAGCCGGCUGUCGUGAUAGUUUUGGCCUGACAUCAGCUGUAUGUAGCAGGCUCGGUUUAUUUAGGAAAUGAUCAUUGUUGUCGUUGUCAAGGAUAA
This is a messenger RNA of Mycena citricolor, 5109 nucleotides long. The record is from the annotation of a GenBank genome assembly. Lineage: Eukaryota; Fungi; Basidiomycota; Agaricomycetes; Agaricales; Mycenaceae.